Hibiscus syriacus is the source of this 1190-nucleotide messenger RNA. RefSeq lists its product as uncharacterized. The record is from RefSeq and is a predicted model, not a curated record. Gene Ontology annotation, cellular component: chloroplast. The transcript is spliced from 2 exons. NCBI's taxonomy places the organism in Eukaryota, Viridiplantae, Streptophyta, Magnoliopsida, Malvales, Malvaceae. Bases 278 to 1141 code for a protein of 287 amino acids.
UUUGGUUAGUCCUCCCCGCAUUUGUUUUUCACUUUGUUGUUCGCUGAUUUUCAAGUUCAAAUCUUGAUAUAUUAAUGGCCGCUUGCUUCUGAAAUUCCAACCAUUUAAAAAACAAUCCGAGAUUCCCAAUUCCUUCCUUCCUAAUGGAUACCCAAAGCUAGUUCUUGUUGUUCAAAUUUUUUUUCCACAAUGGCUGCAUCAGCAUUGACCACCACUUCACUAUUGCUAUCAGCACCCUCUUUCAAGAAAACAAAUCUCAAAACCUUUUCCUACCCAAAUGCACUCUCCCUGCACUGCUAUCAACCCACUUCUUUUGAGCUCCAAAUUCCGAAACUUUCACCGUUUUCCUCUUCCUUUGACCCAGACAAGUGCUUCCGAAAAUGGGUUAUUUGAUACAGCCGACCCAAGCGGAGAAGAUGAGAUUUUGCCUUCUUUUGAGGAGAAGCCGUUGAAUUUCGCCCUCUGGGUUUUGGUCGGGUUUUCUUUGUCCCUGAUUUGGUACGCCACGUCUGGAGAUGCUAAUGCCGCCACCGCCGCCGCCGACUCCAUUCGAGCUUCCGGCUUCGGCCUCAAGGUUGCGGGCGCUUUGCGCGGGUCGGGUUGGCCCGACGAGGCAGUCGUGUUUGCUCUUGCUACUCUUCCCAUCCUCGAGCUUCGUGGAGCUAUUCCUGUUGGUUACUGGAUGCAACUCAAGCCUAUGCUCUUGACAAUCUUAUCAAUUCUCGGGAAUAUGCUUCCUGUGCCCUUCAUUAUACUAUACCUGAAGAGGUUUGCUACUUUUCUUGCUGGGAAAAACCAAUCUGCAUCUAGGUUUCUUGACAUGAUUUUCAAGAGUGCCAAGGAGAAGGCUUCUCCUGUGGAAGAAUUUCAAUGGCUCGGGCUAAUGCUUUUCGUGGCGGUUCCUUUUCCCGGAACAGGAGCUUGGACUGGAGCCAUCAUAGCCUCUAUUCUUGAUAUGCCCUUCUGGUCUGGUGUAUCAGCCAAUUUCUUCGGUGUUGUGUUGGCUGCGCUUCUGGUAAACUUGCUGGUGAACCUCGGUCUCAAGUAUGCCAUUAUUGUUGGUAUCAUUCUCUUCUUUAUAUCCACUUUCAUGUGGGGUAUCCUCCGGAACAUUAAGAAGUCUAUGAGAUCAUCAAACUAAUGUUAAAUUACUUAUUGAAAUAGGCUCUUUGUUUUUGUUUUCUUUUCAU